Molecule: messenger RNA, 477 nt
Organism: Blepharisma stoltei
Lineage: Eukaryota; Ciliophora; Heterotrichea; Heterotrichida; Blepharismidae
Source: the annotation of a GenBank genome assembly
AUGCAGCCUACUGAAUUUUUACAAAAUAUCAAGCCUUAUAAAGCUCAAGCAAAGUCAAUUGGCGCUGUGACCACACGCAAACACAACGGAAGACUAUAUGGACAAUUAGCAGUGGACCGACUCAUAGAUUUCAAUGGUCUAUUUGAAAGCGGCAGUAGUACCGAUAGAUACGAGAACAAUUUGAGCUAUAAAAAACACAAAGAGUUAGGAGGCGCUUAUACACGCUCAGAAUUGAGAGCUCCUAUUAAAAACGUUCUAAAUAUAGUUAACCACGAUCAAUCACCACCUAAAGGCCACCAUUAUUCAAGAUCAUCAUAUAUAGAUGACUUAUAUAGGUCAAAAAUAGUCCCAGCAAACAAUAUCAACCUACAAGGGAUCAUCCGCAUCAGACUUAACCAACAUUUUCGACGUAAAGAAAAUUUUAACCAUGUAAGACUGGAAUCCCUUAGUGGGAUAACAGGCAAAAAAUGUGAUUAA